CAAUUUUCCACCCCGCUCCUACUGUCAGCACAACCUGGCUAAACUCAUCGACCCAAGUUCAGCCCACAGCUUAAGUCACACUCAACCUACCCUCAUCUUCAACAUGGCUCAACAGCAUCCGAAUCUCCCCCUGCCUGACUACUUCUCCAAGUUUGCCAGCAAUUAUGUUCGUCAGACGGGUCACACGACCCUCAACAUUCUUGCCGACGUCAUCACGUCCAAUGUCCAGACGUCUGCCAAUCCUAUUGGCCCGGACUCGGUCGUGCACGACACGGCCGCUGGGCCCGGCAUAGGCGCCGCGGCCCUCGUCGCCAGGCUCCCCAAGGAGCAGCUGCCAAAGGAGAUUCUGGUCUCAGACAAUGUCGCCAUGAUGGUGUCGGCCGCGCGCGAGUCCCUUGUCGCCUCCCCGCUGCCCCACGUCGAUUGCAAGGAGCUCGACUCGCAGGACCUGUCGUCGGUGCCUGACAAUUACUUCACCCACUCCAUCGACAACUUCAGCAUCUUCACCUUUGUCCGCCCCGGUGACGCCGUCCGUGAGACUUACCGCACCCUGCGCCCUGGCGGCCUCGCUGUCGUCACCUGCUGGCGCCGCUUCGCGCCCAUGUUCAUCGUCCAUGCCGCUCAGAAGAAGAUCCGCCCGGACCUACCACUCAUGUCUACACCAAGCCCUGAGUUCUACCAAGAGGGCGUACUGCAGAAAGUGGUCGAGGAGAGCGGCUUCGCCAAGGACAAGAUAACAGUGACCGAUAAGGUCUUGGUCGUCGACGACGAGGAAAACAUUGCUGGCCUUACUUCGCUCAUGUCGGGCCCCAUGAUGGCCAAGGCGCGCGAGGGCUACACGGAGGAAGAGGAGUCUAGGUGGGUUGGGGCUGUUGCUCAGUCCGUGAAGGAAGAGGUACAGCAGUUUGGCGGCAUCAGGUUUGAGGCCUACAUCCUCUUGGCUACCAAGUAGAGCAGCUUGAGCGUAUCUGCUCAUGAACAGGGAGGGUGAGAGAAAUUUUGACUGAGUGCUACCGUGUGUUAACUAGUAUCUGCCCCUGAUCUGCUCCAAGUGCCUCGUUCUUCCUCGUGUGGAUGCGGCGGCAUCACCAUCCACAGAUGGCGGGGCCGCCAGUGCUUACGGAGAAGUGGCAGCUCAGAAAGGCAAACAUCCUGAUAGUACAAACGCAGAUCAUUUCAAAAUGGCACGCACAGGUGAAGUAAAUCACGUAUCACAAUGCAUAGCAAUAUGUUGACU
Cryphonectria parasitica EP155 is the source of this 1237-nucleotide messenger RNA. RefSeq names its product S-adenosyl-L-methionine-dependent methyltransferase. Gene Ontology annotation, molecular function: S-adenosylmethionine-dependent methyltransferase activity. The record is from RefSeq and is a predicted model, not a curated record. NCBI's taxonomy places the organism in Eukaryota, Fungi, Ascomycota, Sordariomycetes, Diaporthales, Cryphonectriaceae. The transcript has a single exon. Bases 104 to 952 code for a protein of 282 amino acids.